AUUACCGUGAUUAGAAAGGCAAGAGCAUCGAAAUUCAAAAUCUCCUUUUUUUUCUGAAAAUUUUUGUACGAAAGUCGUAAUAGUAGCCCCUUCAUAAUACAAGCCCCCCUUAAAAAUUUUGAACACUUGGACAGUUUAGAAGCCCCGGAGGCUUCCAUUAUGGGGAGGGGGGGUUAAUUAACGUUCAUUUAGCCUACUCUACUAGCUUAAAGUCCCAUUUGUAAAACAACGACUUAGCAAUAGAAUUCAAGCAAUAACUCAUCUGAUAGAGAAUUUCAAGGACGACAAGAUAUGCUACCUUAGAAGUUUUAGAAUUCAUUUUUGAAAACUCAAAAAAAAUCACGGCUUUUGGAAACCUAUACGCAAUGCAGAAAGUGUAAAUUCAAUGUUAGGUAUGUAUUUUUUCAUUAACACAAACCAUCAAUUUUUUACAAUGCAGGUAGAGUAGACCGAGUCCGGACAGUAAAAAUGCGGAAAAAAGAUGAGUCUAGUUCAGUUGUCAGUGCUAAAAGAACUCGGUCUCGGUGCCGCUUUUCGGAGUCGUCGAACUUUCGUCAAAGUGCAGGAUUUUGUUCUAAGGUAUAAUGAGUGAAAAACCAUGAUCUUGCAGCAUGUUGAUGGCCAAGAAACGGUUUUUUUGCAUUCCUUCGAUUCUCAGAAAGGAGUUUUAUCUAAGAGAAAUGCUGAUGUAGAGAAAUAAUACUUCAAUUUAUGUUGCAGAAAAUCUUGAUAAAAAAGUCGAUGAAUUGAACAUUAUUGCAUCAAAAUUUCAUGGAAUUGAUACUGGCAAAUUAAAUCAGAUUGAACAUACCUCACUCAUGGCUAAACUUUAUCGAAAGACAAUUGGUGAAGGAGACAUUAAUAAAGUUAAACAUCAACGAAAUCUUCAAAUAUUAAAUCAAUUUCCAACGUUUACAAAAGAAGCAGCUAUUCAGAUUAAUAAUGUCCUUCAUAGAUUAGAAAUUUUUAAAUUUGAAAGUGAUGAGAUGAAAUUGACUGUUUCAACAAUGGAUCGAGUGCAAACAUUAUCACUGAAUAUACAUAUCGAAACAUUGAAAGAUGCUAUCAACAAGUUACAUAUGUAUCAACAACGUUUUGAUGGGCGAAUAAACGAAGCAAAUCAAGUAUAA
Didymodactylos carnosus is the source of this 1130-nucleotide messenger RNA. The record is from the annotation of a GenBank genome assembly. NCBI's taxonomy places the organism in Eukaryota, Metazoa, Rotifera, Eurotatoria, Philodinida, Philodinidae.